Mercenaria mercenaria is the source of this 1737-nucleotide messenger RNA. RefSeq lists its product as uncharacterized. The transcript is spliced from 3 exons. Bases 220 to 1113 code for a protein of 297 amino acids. The record is from RefSeq and is a predicted model, not a curated record. Gene Ontology annotation, molecular function: protein binding. Lineage: Eukaryota; Metazoa; Mollusca; Bivalvia; Venerida; Veneridae.
UGACAAUACUAAACCUUAUCACAAAAUGGCAAUAUCCGGUAUACGCAUCCUCACCGUGACUAUAAAGUGGAUAGAUAUUUAUGUAAAAAGUUAAAUUGAAUUUUUCUCAAUAGAGCAUAAAUUUUCAUACGCCCCAAUUAACACUGAAAUAGGAUGUUAAGAUAUUUAAUGUAAAGAAUAUUUGCGUGAUAUCUGAUGGUUAUUCAUAACCGUUAAAAGAUGGAAUUCAGUGAUAUUAAUAAGAAACAUAGUGGUGAUAUUGAGACGAACAGCUAUGAGAAUACAAAAACAACCAAUGCAACUUUGGAAAGUGCUGAGAGUUCAAAACCUCAACAAACUGGGCAAGGAGAAGGACUGUAUGAGCAAUUAAGAUUAGAAGGAAAAGUAAACGACAGAAAGUCUUUGAGAUGCGAAGAAAUACCAAAAAGGAUCAAGUAUAUCAUCUAUAUCACUUUUGCGUUGCUUAUUGUGUUAUAUAUGAUCGUCAUUGCCUUGAUUGUCUUCGUUGCUGUUCCAAAAGAAAAAGAACAAGAUGUCGGUUGGUCACUGUGGGAAAACUGGGGAUCAUGCACUAAUAGCUGUGGUAGCGGAGUACGUACACGGUCAAGAUCAUGUACAAAUCCCAGUCCUUCUUUGACUGGUCGAUCAUGUACAGGGGAUUAUACUGAUGUUAGCACAUGUAACAGAAAAGCAUGUCCUGAACACAAUGUGGCAUUCACAGCGUACAAUAUUCUCCAGAAUUCGUCAGGCUUGUCAACCCUUUUGUUCCAGAACACCUACAUCAACAAUGGAAAUGCAUAUAACACCGCCACAGGAAACUUUACAUGUAAUGUUCCUGGUGUGUACCAUUUUGUUGUGACGUUAACAAAGCGCUAUCGAGAUACGGAAGAAAUAAAUGCAUAUUUAAGAAUCAAUGGUAGCAGUAUGCUUCCCCUGGUCUUUAAACCUAAAGCCGAUGACAGCAACGAAGUUGGAGUAUACAUGUUGACUGGUGCUGGUACCUUCCAUCUAGAUCGGAAUGAUGUUGUAUAUGUUGAUAGCUAUCCUGAAUAUUUUUAUGAGAGUAAUUGGUCUUACUUUACUGGGUUCUUGAUAACCCCUGAUCAAUAUUAAAAAAGGGCAAGGACAGAUAUCAAACAGUCAGUUGCAUAUUCACAUAAUAAAUAAAUUAUAUUCUAUAGAAAGGUCAGAUAAAAUAUAUGUGCAAGGUGAAUAAAACUUAGUUAAAACUUCUCAUUUUACUUGAGCUCAAAUGUAGACAUGAUAGAAAGCUGUUACAGGUAUGUUUUGCAUCCAUAUGUAAAAUAAUCCCACAGCAACGUAUGUAUGUUUAACAUAUGGACGAAGAGAACAAGACAAUCACAUUUAGGAAAAAGUGAGACGCCGCUAGAACGGUUAGGGAUCAUUGUCGCAGUGGUUAGCAAGUUGGACUUUAAUGCCAGCGGUCUUGGUUCACUUCCCGGUCGCGGUUGAUAUCCCGACUAGUGUUCAGUGCUGGGUGAUUUACUUAAAUUAGUACUGUUUACAGCAGUAUUGGCAUAGACUUGAUGUUGUACAGGAAAUUUUGAGGCCUGCCAUGGGCUCGGUUGGAAACAAGUUGUUCUAUCCAUUUCAGGCAGGGACUUUCGCCGACUACCCAAGUUAAACAAGAAACCUUACCUAUUAUUAUAUCUAUCCGAUAGCCACUAGCAAAUGAAGAGUAAUGAAUAAGUUCAUUUUAGUGAUAGUUUCACAUGA